GUGUUUCUGACGGUAACACUUCUACAUUCUCACCAACUCUGCCCCUUCACUUCUCAGAAAAACAUCACUUCACAGACACAGUGAGGGACCAACAAGUAUCAGAGCAAGAAGAUAUAAUCUUACCUUCACAAAUGGACAGAGGGAUUAUCAUAAGUCACUGAGCUACAUUCAGCUGUCUGUUCUACGUGUUCAUUUUAGAUUUACAGGGUUUGAUGGCCUGCAGUGACCUUUGACCUCUUUAAUAUUCUUUGGUUCCCCAGCUAUUUAGAAACAACAGAAAUUGUCAGAGAAAGGAAUUCCUGAACAGUUAGCGUGAGGUAGUGAGAUAACAACAACAGGAAGUCAGCACAGCAUCGCCACAAGGAGCACGACUUUAAAGUCUGUGACUGUCGUUAGUGCGAGAAACAGGAAGGAGAAAGACCGAGAAACAUGAUGGCUGAAUUCAGAUGGAUCCACAUGUUUUUAUCAGUGAUACUAAUGCUUCAAUUAACAGGAGCACAUAGUGGAGAUCUUUUGCUCUCCUUCACUGUCAGAGAUGGAGAUAAAGUCACUUUGCCAUGUAAAAAUGUGAUCAACAAUCAUCACAACUGUGACACUACCACCUGGCUCUUCAUUGAUUCAAGAGGAAAAGCAGCAGUAGAGCUGGUUAAUCUUGGACAGAUCAAAGAAAAAGCCAAAUCAGACAGACUGAGUGUUACAGCAGAAUGCUCACUGGUUAUAAAGAAGGUCACAGCUGAGGAUGUUGGUCGUUACACCUGCAGACAGUUUAGAGGCAAUCCAGGAAAACAGCAAGGUCUAGAUGCUGUGGUUCAUCUGUCUGUUGUCAUCGUGACAGAACAGAAGAAAGCUGAUCAGCUGACUUUAAACUGCUCUGUGCAGGUAUAUGGAUGGUGUAAAUACAAAGUGAAGUGGAUCCAUAACAGUGUUGCUCUGGACAGAGAUCACUCAAAAUUUAAAACAUCACAGUCUUCCUGCUCUGCUACUGUGACUUUUCUGAAACUUCAGUAUAGUCAGAUAUCAAGUUCUGACUUUAAGUGUAACAUAACAACAGAAGAAAACAAAAAGCAGCUUUUUACCUUCAGUACUCGGUCAUCAGUAACAUCAGCAACAACAGCAAAAACAACAACAAGAAAAACAACAACAACAACAGCAGCACCACCACAGUCUGAUAACCCAGGUGCAGCUCUGGUGUGGCCGUACAUCCUCGUGGCUGUUAUUUCAGCAGCACUUUUAAUCUUUGCUGUGAAACUGAUUGUACUGAAGAGAGGGAACAAAACACAAGCCAAUGAAAAUGUGGAUCAUGAAGAUGGUGUUUCCUACAUCUCCAUCAGCUACACCAACAAGGCUUACAGUGAAAACAAAGUUUGGGGUAAAUGUGACAGCGAUGAGAUAGUUACCUACUCCACUGUGAAAGCUUCCUCCACAGAUCCCAGCAGCCUCUAUGCUACCAUAAAGUAAACAAAAAGGAAACUUAAUCAUCAGGUCAUUGCUUCUGUGAAAAAGCUUCGUCUCUAUAAGAAUUAUCGGUUUGCUCAGUUUAAAAGGAGGAAGCAGCUGUGUGAGUGUUUAAAAAGCAGAAUUUGUGACACAUUUUGUUUUGUAACAUUUGCAAGGCUUUCAUUUUUAUUUUAUCUUUUGUUCAAAGUUUUGAAAUGAUGUACAUAGAUGUUUUUAUUUUGCUAUUUGCCUGUAAAUUUUCUAUAACUUUCUAUUUCUAUAACUCUAUAAGUUUAGUUUCAUUUUUUCAUAAACAAUCAUUCAAAGAUUUGUGUCUUAUUACAGUAAGCAUCAAAAGCAGGAUUAAAUGGAAUCAGGCAUUAGAGUCGGAGGAUAUGUCAUUACCUGAAUGACAUAAAUAAUUUUACAUGAAUGACUGUGAAAGUUUUAUUAUGCGGGUCGCACUUCUCUACUGAAAACGAACCUUCCCUCUGGUGAGCAGGUUUUUUCACAAAGACCACUUGAACUUAUCUAAAUGAAGAAAUUCAGUUCAAGACACCUGAGAUUGAUCAUAAAUCAGGACACAUACAUAUGAGAGUUAAAGUGAAACUAGACAAUAUCCACUGCAAGUUUAGAAUAUCUAAAGGACACACAUUUCAUCCUGUCUCACACAGAAGACUCAAGGUAAAGACUGUAACAUGUUUCAUUAAGGAAGGUGAUAUUUUGUUAUUUGGAUGUCCUUUUCCCGUAAAACGUGUCACUGGAUGCUGAAAUGUGUAAACAAAAAAAAAAGUAUCUAUUUAAAUACUCCUGAGAAUCAAUACAAAUGAUCUGUACAUAUAAAGAACAAAGUGAGUGCAAACAGUCUUCAGUACCUUUAAAAUGUUUAAAGAACACUCUGUGUGUAAAACAUCUGCAUUUCUAAUCUUCAGUUAUAAUGAAACAAGGAACCAAAAGGUGUAAGAGCACAUUUUUUCACAAAAAUGUCAAAACGAAAUCAGACAGACAGUGUUGCAGCAAACUGCUCUCUGAGGAUGUUGAUCAAUAUGUCUGCAGCCAGUUAAACAGAUUAGGA
This is a messenger RNA of Oreochromis niloticus (Nile tilapia), 2512 nucleotides long. RefSeq lists its product as uncharacterized. Gene Ontology annotation, cellular component: membrane raft; external side of plasma membrane. Gene Ontology annotation, molecular function: MHC class II protein binding; protein tyrosine kinase binding. Bases 430 to 1458 code for a protein of 342 amino acids. The transcript is spliced from 8 exons. NCBI's taxonomy places the organism in Eukaryota, Metazoa, Chordata, Actinopteri, Cichliformes, Cichlidae. The record is from RefSeq and is a predicted model, not a curated record. Gene Ontology annotation, biological process: positive regulation of ERK1 and ERK2 cascade; T cell activation; interleukin-15-mediated signaling pathway.